Messenger RNA from Arxiozyma heterogenica, 249 nucleotides. RefSeq names its product Mhf2p (gene MHF2). Bases 1 to 249 code for a protein of 82 amino acids. NCBI's taxonomy places the organism in Eukaryota, Fungi, Ascomycota, Saccharomycetes, Saccharomycetales, Saccharomycetaceae. The record is from RefSeq and is a predicted model, not a curated record. Gene Ontology annotation, molecular function: protein heterodimerization activity. Gene Ontology annotation, biological process: DNA repair; kinetochore assembly. The transcript has a single exon.
AUGAAGAUUUCGGUUGAUAUAAUUGAGAAGAUCUUAGUAUCUUCUUUUCAAAGUAGUAAUACAACUUUAGACUCCAAUACUAAAGAAGACUUGUUAUUAAAAUUACAAGAAUAUUUAGAUAAGUUUACAGAUGAAAUUGUAUUAAGAUCUAUUGAAAAUAAACCAAAGAGUGAGAUAGAUAAUGACGAAAUAGUUCUUAAUGAAAGAGAUAUAGAGAGAAUAAUUGGUCUUUUGCUGUUGGAUAUGUGA